Molecule: messenger RNA, 1551 nt
Organism: Microthlaspi erraticum
Lineage: Eukaryota; Viridiplantae; Streptophyta; Magnoliopsida; Brassicales; Brassicaceae
Source: the annotation of a GenBank genome assembly
AUGGUUUGGUGCUCGAGCUGUAGAAUUAUGUUCAUGGGUCUGAUUCUUAUGCUGAUUUCGAGCUGGGUAUUGGAUAGAUGCGAAGGAAGUGGCGAAUUCGGUUUCGAAUUUCACCACCGUUUCUCGGAUCAGGUCGUCGGGGUUUUGCCCGGAGAUGGGUUGCCUAAUCGAGGCUCCUCCAAGUAUUACAGAGUGAUGGCUCAUCGCGAUCGAUUAAUCAGAGGCCGUAGACUCGCAUCCGCCGAAGAUCAAUCCCUCGUCACUUUCGCUGACGGAAAUGAGACUACUCGAGUCGACGCCCUUGGAUUUUUGCAUUACGCGAAUGUGACGAUAGGGACGCCGUCUGAUUGGUUUCUGGUAGCUCUAGACACUGGAAGUGACUUGUUUUGGUUGCCCUGUGACUGUACCAACUGUGUUCGUGAAUUGAAAGCACCUGGUGGCUCGAGCUUGGACCUGAAUAUUUAUAGCCCUAAUGCAUCUACGACCAGCAACAAAGUUCCUUGUAAUAGCUCGUUAUGUACAAGAGGUGAUCGAUGCGCUUCUCCUUCUAGCAACUGCCCAUACCAGAUCAGAUAUCUUUCAAAUGGUACUUCAUCAACUGGAGUCCUCGUCGAGGAUGUGCUUCACUUAGUUUCAAACGAGAGAAACUCCAAAUCUAUCCGCGCUCGGGUCACUUUAGGUUGUGGUCAAGUGCAGACCGGUGUGUUCCACGAUGGUGCAGCUCCAAAUGGACUUUUCGGGCUUGGCCUAGAAGACAUAUCGGUUCCAAGCGUGUUAGCUAAAGAAGGAAUCGCAGCAAACUCGUUCUCAAUGUGUUUUGGAGACGAUGGAGCUGGUAGGAUCAGUUUUGGAGAUAAAGGUAGCGUAGACCAACGUGAAACGCCAUUGAACAUAAGACAACCACAUCCUACUUACAACAUCACCGUCACUCAAAUAACCGUUGGAGGAAACACUGGUGAUCUUGAAUUUGAUGCUGUUUUCGACUCUGGAACUUCCUUCACUUACCUGACUGAUGCAGCCUACACUCUGAUUUCAGAAAGUUUUAAUUCUCUAGCUCUGGACAAACGUUAUCAAACUGAUUCCGAGUUGCCUUUCGAGUACUGUUAUGCAUUAAGUCCAGGCAAAGACAGCUUUCAGUAUCCAGCUGUGAAUCUGACAAUGAAAGGAGGGAGCUCGUAUCCUGUUUAUCACCCGUUAGUUGUAAUCCCCAUGAAGGACACAGAUGUCUACUGUUUAGCCAUCAUGAAGAUCGAAGAGAUUAGCAUCAUCGGACAGAACUUCAUGACUGGCUAUCGUGUAGUCUUUGAUCGUGAGAAACUGGUUCUUGGCUGGAAAGAAUCUGAUUGUUACACCGGUGAAACCUCGGCUCGGAGGCUACCAUCGAACCGUUCCUCUUCCUCGGCUAGACCACCAGCUUCAUCGUUUGAGCCAGAAGCCACGAACAUACCUUCUCAAAGACCAACGACGUCGUCGGCGUCUUCUUCUUCUUAUUCACUCUCUAUCAUCUCACUUUCAUUCUUCUACUUCUUCUCAAUUUUGGCCUUCCUUUGA